AUGCUUGACGAGAUUCACCCGAUCCUCGAAACCCACUCGAACGACAAAAAUGCUUACACCCUGGGAGCGAUCAGUGGGCACAAUGUGGUGAUCGCCUGUCUCCCCGCCGGCACCUAUGGCACUACCUCGGCUGCGACAGUUGCGAGCUCCAUGUUCUUUACCUUUGUCUCCAUCCGGCAUCUUUUUAUGGUGGGGAUCGGCGGAGGUGUACCAUCAGAAUCCAACGAUGUGAGGCUUGGUGAUGUCGUCGUCAGCGUUCCAACACCGGGAUGUGAGGGUGUGAUACAGUACGACUACGGAAAGACCAUCCAGGAGGGAUACUUUGAGAGGACGGGCACACUGAGCAAGCCUUCUCCAUCCCUCUUGGCCGCACGCACAUGCGUAAACUGCGAUGCAAACAACUUGAUCCUGCGUCCAGAACGUCAGGACACCCAGCCGGUUGUUCAUUACGGCUUGAUCGCUUCCGGAAACCAGGUGAUCAAGCAUGCAGGCACCCGUGACCGACUGGCUGCAAAGCUGAAUAUAUUGUGUUUUGAGAUGGAAGCCGCCGGGCUGAUGGAUAGCUUCCCUUGCCUGGUGAUACGAGGGAUUUCAGACUAUGCUGAUUCGCAUAAGAACAAGCAAUGGCAGGGAUACGCAGCCGCCACGGCAGCUGCUUACGCCAAAGAGCUAUUGUCGGUGAUCAACGCCACAGGGCCCAGGGUAGCUCGCGAAACAACAAAGAAGCAAACAUCCGGCGGCGUCGACCAUCGCAGGUGUGUCAUGGAUGCAUUGCGAUUUGAACAGAUAGAGAGUCGACAGGCGACAAUCAAAGCUGCUCACGCUAAGACCUGCCGAUGGCUCUUGGAGAAACAAGAAUAUUUAGAUUGGCUCGACAUGGCAAAGGUCGUCAAUCAUCAUGGGUUUCUCUGGAUCAAAGGCAAAGCAGGAAGCGGCAAGUCAACCAUCAUGAAAUUUGCAUACCAACAAGCCCAGGCGACCAGGAAUGACAAUACUGUAAUUGUCUCAUUCUUCUUCAAUGCCCGGGGCGAGGAACUUGAAAGAACGACCGAAGGCAUGUAUCGCUCGUUGCUCUUGCAGUUGAUGGAUGCUGUGCCUGGCCUUCAAGUGUUAUUGGAUCGAGUGCCUUUGCCAUCUAAUCAUGACACACAGAACUAUUCUUCAUCGGACAUCGAAACACUUCAAGAGAUCUUUCGCUGUGCCGUGACCUCACUUGAUGGAAAGCAUCUGAUUUGUUUUAUCGAUGCGCUUGAUGAGUGUGAAAUGGAGCAGGUGCGAGCCAUGGUGGAGUUUCUCGAAUCACUGGGACAAUACGCGACAUUAUCGCAGAUCAAACUUCAUGUUUGCUUUUCUAGCCGGCAGUACCCGUUCAUCACAGUGGAGAAUGGAAUCGAGUUGAUUCUACAUGACCAAAACGGCCAUGGGGAAGACAUCGCUCGAUACUUGCGCAGCGAAUUGAAGAUUGGACGAAGUAAACAAGCUGAUCUCAUUCGAACCGAGAUAUCAUGCAAAGCAUCAGGCAUCUUCCUGUGGACCGUUCUUGUUGUUCAGAUUCUCAAUCGCGAAUUUGAAAGGGGUCGUCUGCAUGCGCUGCGCAAGAGGCUUUCUGAUAUCCCAAAUGAGCUCGGCGAGCUUUUCAAAGACAUCUUGACUCGCGACAAUGCUAAUAUGGAUGAGUUGUUGCUGUGCAUCCAGUGGGUCCUAUUCAGCAAGCGACCGUUAAGAAGAGAAGAGCUCUACUUUGCCAUUCUCUCUGGCCAGCCUGACGACCUCACGGAUGCCUGGGACCCCAAUGACAUUACUCUGGAGGAUAUGGAGCGGUUCAUCCUCGCGACUUCAAAAGGUUUGACCGAGACAACCAAGUUGCGACACGCGACCGUGCAAUUUAUACAUGAAUCCGUCCGUGACUUUCUGUUAAGAGGGAAUGGCAUCAGGGAGCUUUGGCCUGACAAGCAUGACCAUUUCAAUGCACUGAGCCAUGAACGACUCAAAAUGUGUUGUCAAAAUUAUUUGAUGACCGACAUCCGAGGCUCACUUGGUGUUUCUGACGAGCUUCCCGUUGCGUCAUCCGAGAGUGCUCGCGACAUACGAUCUGCACUGAUUUCCCGCUAUCCGUUCUUUCAGUAUGCAGUUUCCAAUGUUCUGUACCACGCCGAUGCUGCACAAAGCGGUGGGGUGAACCAGAGCAAGUUCAUCGAUGGCUUCCCUCUCACUGAGUGGAUUCAUCACAGCAAUAUGAUCGAGCAGGCCCAAAUCCGACGCUACACAUCGUCUGCAAGCCUCUUGUAUAUCCUUGCAGAGCACAAUCUCCCCAGUUUAAUAGGCUUGGUACUGGUGGAUACACCAGAUCUACAGAUAGCUGGCGAGAGACCGACAGUAGUCGACUUUCUGCUCCGGGUUCUCAAGGUUCACCCAGACGGCUCCGCCCGCGGGCCUCAAGGAACACCGCUCCGUCUGGCAAUCGAACUUGGAAGAGAGCAUAUCUUUUCUCGGCUCCUUGCAGACUGUCGUGUCGAUAUCGACCGCGUGUAUGAUGAUGGGCUAACCCCGUUGGCCUGUGCGUGCUCUGCAGGUUGGCUUGCUUUCGUCCAGGACCUGUUGGCGUGUGGCCGAAUACAAUGUGACCGGGGUGAUUGGAGCGGCCGAACACCACUGUCACGUGCAGCGGGCAUGGGUCAUCUCGAGAUCGUCCAGCUGCUACUCAAGACCGGCAAGGUCCGAAUCGACAACACUGAUAGGGAAGGCUGGACGCCCUUGUUGUAUGCCUGUUCCCAUGGCUACAGCCAGAUAGCUUGUGAGCUGUUGAGUACAGGACAGGCGAAUCCAAAUCAUUCCGGCUUGGACAGAUCGAGCCCAUUGAUCCUAGCUGCCAAAGGUCACCCCGAGGUCGUCGAGCAGUUGUUGGCUCAUCCACAAGUGGACCCUGAUGCUGAGGAUGAAUUAGGUAGAACGCCGAUUGGGAUUGCCAUCAAGAAUGGUCAUGCAGAUAUUGCGCGCCGACUCUUGGCUACUGGACGCGUCAACGUCAAUGUUAUAUCGCAAAAGUCUUUGGAGGCGAUAAUGGAAGACGACACCGAGGACUUCAAUGCAGACACGGCGCCUAGAGACGCCGGCUGA
Molecule: messenger RNA, 3117 nt
Organism: Aspergillus japonicus CBS 114.51
Lineage: Eukaryota; Fungi; Ascomycota; Eurotiomycetes; Eurotiales; Aspergillaceae
Exons: 4
Coding region: 1-3117 (1038 amino acids)
Biological process (GO): nucleoside metabolic process
Molecular function (GO): protein binding; catalytic activity
Source: RefSeq, a predicted model, not a curated record